UUUCCGGAAUGGAGGGGCUAUUGACAUUGAUUUAGAAUUUCAGAGAUCUUUGCCUUUUAUGCUUUUGUUAAUUUUUUAAAUUACUUGUUUUUACCAAGUGUUUUUAUUGCUUCAUUUGAUUCACAUUUUCCUCUCUCAAUGGAAGCUGUUCAUCUUUGACUGAUUGCUGCAGAAAAUGCAUAGAAGACCUAAAGUGAAGGCUUCUUUGCUUCAUUGUUUGAAGUUUUUCUUUAAAUUGAAUCUCUUUCUGAUUUUUGUACAGAGGCAUUGAAAUGGCAACUUGUAUACCUGUUGGAAGUGGCACACUGCAUUAUACAGUGACAGACUGCAAGAGACAAAGCUGUAAAAGGACUGCUUGGGUUUCUGAUGUGCCUAUCAAGAGAUACUUACAUAAAGAUCUUUCUUGGUCUAAAGCGGUAUCAAAGGUUCUGCAGACACACAGAUGUGAAUUUUCAGUACCAUCACUUCAUAAGAACGGGAAACACUUCAAAGUCAUUUCCUCAUGCAAGAAAGAUGGUCCUACAAAAUACUUUGACUUUGCCGUCAUUGGGAGUGGAAUUGCUGGCCUCCGCUAUGCGCUUGAAGUUGCAAAAUAUGGAUCUGUUGCGGUGAUAACAAAGGCUGAGUCUCAUGAAUGCAACACUAAUUAUGCUCAAGGUGGUGUUAGUGCUGUGCUAUGCCCUUCAGAUUCUGUGGAGAGUCACAUGAAGGACACCAUUGUGGCUGGGGCUUAUCUUUGUGAUGAGGAAAGCGUCCGAGUUGUCUGUACUGAAGGACCUGACCGAGUGAGAGAACUAAUUGCAAUGGGCGCAUCAUUUGAUCACGGGGAAGAUGGUAACUUGCAUUUAACGAGGGAGGGGGGUCAUUCACAUCAUAGAAUUGUUCAUGCUGCUGAUAUGACUGGAAAAGAGAUUGAGCGGGCUCUACUGAAGGCAGUGGUCAACAAUCCUAAUAUUUUUGUGUUUGAACACCAUUUUGCUAUAGAUCUUCUCACUUGUCAGAAUGGAUCUGAUAUAAUUUGUCUUGGUGUUGACACACUGAAUACUGAAAACCUAGAGGUGGUAAGAUUUCUUUCAAAGGUGACUUUGCUUGCGUCAGGUGGAGCUGGACAUAUUUAUCCUAAAACUACAAAUCCUCUGGUAGCCACCGGAGAUGGAAUUGCCAUGGCAUACCGAGCUCGAGCUGUGAUUUCCAACAUGGAGUUUGUUCAGUUCCAUCCUACUGCCUUGGCUGAUGAAGGGCUUCCUAUUAAACCAGCCAAGCCUAGAGAAAAUGCAUUUCUGAUAUCUGAAGCUGUGAGGGGUGAUGGGGGCAUCCUCUAUAAUCUAAGCAUGGAAAGGUUUAUGCCAUUGUAUGAUGAGAGGGCUGAGCUUGCUCCAAGGGAUGUGGUGGCAAGAAGUAUAGAUGACCAACUUAAAAAGCGCGAUGAGAAGUUUGUGCUCCUUGAUAUUAGUCACAAGCCUAGAAAGGAAAUUCUCUCCCACUUCCCCAAUAUUGCUUCUGUGUGUCUCCAGUAUGGUUUGGACAUAACUCGUCAUCCAAUACCAGUUGUUCCAGCUACUCAUUACAUUUGUGGAGGAGUUCAUGCUGGGCUCCAAGGAGAGACAAAUGUAAAGGGUCUAUAUGUAGCUGGUGAGGUUGCAUGCACAGGUUUGCAUGGAGCAAACAGGCUUGCUAGCAACUCAUUGCUUGAGGCACUGGUUUUUGCAAGAAGAGCUGUUCAGCCCUCGGUUGAUCAAAUGAAGAGCUCUAGCCUUGAUCUGAAUGCUUCAAAUUUGUGGCCUAGACCAAUUGUGCCUUUGUCACUUGGAAGUAAUGUCAUUGACAAAAUUUCAUCAAUGACAAAGGAAUUGAGGAAAGAACUACAAUCUAUCAUGUGGUACUAUGUAGGAAUUGUUAGGUCCACAAUGAGACUAGAGACUGCUGAGCAAAAAAUUGGUAAUCUAGAGGCUAAAUGGGAAGAGUACUUAUAUCAGCAUGGUUGGAAACAAACAAUGGUGGGGCCUGAGACAUGUGAAAUGAGAAACCUCUUUUGUUGUGCAAAGCUGGUUAUUAGCAGUGCACUUUCUAGGCAUGAGAGCCGUGGACUACAUUACACCAUUGAUUUUCCUCAUCUUGAGGAAAGUGAGAGACUUCCAACAAUCAUUUUGCCAAGUUCACAUUUAAACAGUACAUGGAGUUCUCGACAAUUACACAAGCAGCCCAUGUACCAUUAAGUCUUCAAGUUCUUCCAUUACAUAAUAAUACGGAACUCUGAUUGAAAUCUAGCAAAAUCCAUUGGCUAGAAUCUAAUAUUCUUGAUGUCUUCCCUCUUACCCUUAUAGUUUUCUGAUUCAUUGUUUAAAUAUAACAAGAAAUAUGUUCACUCUAGGUAAUUUUUGUCAAUCUCCCCACAGCUGUAGCAGUUUCACGUUGUGAUCAAAUAAUCUCAACAUUUGAAUACUUUUAUUUUGGAA
Messenger RNA from Gastrolobium bilobum, 2456 nucleotides. RefSeq names its product L-aspartate oxidase 2-a, chloroplastic. The record is from RefSeq and is a predicted model, not a curated record. NCBI's taxonomy places the organism in Eukaryota, Viridiplantae, Streptophyta, Magnoliopsida, Fabales, Fabaceae. The transcript is spliced from 7 exons. Bases 273 to 2216 code for a protein of 647 amino acids. Gene Ontology annotation, molecular function: L-aspartate oxidase activity. Gene Ontology annotation, biological process: NAD+ biosynthetic process.